AUGUCCUCCGUUACCACUGGCAGCUCUUCCUAUGCUGCAGUGUUAUUGGUGCUGUUGUUAACAGUUACGCAAUGCGGAAAUUCCAAGUUUCCAAAUCUUCACUGUGACAAUGUCUGGGAUGGGCCCAGUGCUCAAAAUGACCCUCUUACGUGCAUUAAGGACAAGAAACGUAUCUUAUCUCAUUGGGAGGAUAUUUUUGUUCCAGCCUUGGCUGCUCUAUUACUCGUGGCAACAUUAGUUGCUUUCCCCAUAUCUUGGUUCUUUACAUGCCUGUGUUCCUCCCGCUGCAAGUCUUCCUCUAAGGACGGAGGUAAGGAACAACGUUGCUGCCUUUGGAUGUGGAUUAUGUUUGCUUCAAUAUGGGCUUUUGGUGUUGCUGCAUUUGUGUUCUUUGGAGCCCGGCAGCUUGAGACAGCUGCCACUACCCUCAUAAUGAAAACGGUGGAAAAUCCAAUAAAUUUCCUAGACUGUACUGCAGAUAAGAUUCUUAAAUUAGCGUUUGACUGGGGUAAAAAUCAGUCGUUACAGGAGGGAAUUAGUCGCGAAACGAUAGAUAGUGUUCUUGGUCUUGCUAGGGGUUAUAUUGAUGAGGGGAGGGCAGCUUACAAGCAGUAUAUGCGCUGGAUCCCCACUGUUUCCUUCUGCAUCGGAACUUUUGCGAUUUUAGUGAUGGUUCCCAUGUUUGUGUUCGCUUACUUCCGCUGCUGUAGCAAGUGGUUACCGCGGUUGCUCUCGUGUGUAUAUUGGCUAUUUGCAAUCCUGUUUAUGGCGCUUGGUUUUCUCAUGAUUCUGUUGUCGUACGUCAUCGGCACUAUCUGUGGUGAAGUUGCUUUGCACUACGAUCGGAGCCCGGGAUUGAUUCAGCUGUAUGCUUUACCCAUGUGUCAAGAAAAGUUUAAUUUUGCGAAUCUUAACGAGAUGAUUUUCAAUGCCCAGAAGGAUGUGUCGCAGAAGGCAUGUACAAAAAUUCUCGAGUACUGUGAUAAUGACACAUCACAACUCGGUGAUAUAACUGGUGUGGGAGGAGUGGCUGCCCUUCUUGGAAGGAAUCUCCCACCCGGAUUGGACCCAAAGGCUCUCCCACCCGACAUGAAACCAGAGGACUUUGAAAACGAAAAGGAGUUGGAAGCUAAAUUUGGACCCAACAUACCCGGAGUUACCAGCAACGUCAGUAAUAAAGCCAAUGUUACUCUUGGUGCAGCUGGGGCCGACGCGUUGCAGUCCCGUUUUCCUGGCAGCGGGAAUUUAAUACCCGCUACAACUUCUCAGUUUCUAGGCCUGCCGCUUGGUCCUAACAAUAAACCGCUCAAAUGUGGAAAAGGUCUUCAGGAUGCCACUGAAUGUUCGAGUUUUGGUUUUACUGCCGCUGUCAUUAGUGACACAAAGGUUAAGGGGGGUUAUCUGAUUUGCCCAGGUGAUGGCAGGGCGUGCACUCUGCAAGAAUGCGCAGAGAAAUGUAGGGGAGAUGAAGCUAAAGGUAUGGCGGGUACACUUGUCACCGUUGCGGGAUUAGCAACUAAUGUAAGUAUUGCACUUUCCAUUGGUCGCCCGCUACUGGAAUGCAACUUCAUAUUUGAUACUUUGCUGACAGCUCUGCCCCACUGUGGAGAUUUCUUUGGUAGUGCGAUGAUGCUUUCGGCUGCCCUUUUCUUGGGUGGUAUGAUGUUUGCGCUGUCCAUCUAUAUACUACUUCGUGGUUCCUGUAUUUGGAGUGAUCCAGAAGGUUGCAACAAACUAAAAGAUGAAGGGGAUUUGAGGGAGAAUAAGGAAUACGUUCGAGAAUGA
This is a messenger RNA of Trypanosoma brucei brucei TREU927, 1785 nucleotides long. RefSeq lists its product as hypothetical. Bases 1 to 1785 code for a protein of 594 amino acids. The record is from RefSeq and is a predicted model, not a curated record. The transcript has a single exon. Lineage: Eukaryota; Euglenozoa; Kinetoplastea; Trypanosomatida; Trypanosomatidae.